Molecule: messenger RNA, 567 nt
Organism: Gymnogyps californianus (California condor)
Lineage: Eukaryota; Metazoa; Chordata; Aves; Accipitriformes; Cathartidae
Gene: ASCL4
Product: achaete-scute family bHLH transcription factor 4
Exons: 1
Coding region: 1-567 (188 amino acids)
Biological process (GO): regulation of transcription by RNA polymerase II; developmental process
Molecular function (GO): RNA polymerase II transcription regulatory region sequence-specific DNA binding; protein dimerization activity; DNA-binding transcription factor activity, RNA polymerase II-specific
Source: RefSeq, a predicted model, not a curated record
AUGGACAGCAAUAAAGAUGAUGACGGACUAUUGAACAGGAUUGCAUUUCCAGGAUCUAUGUCCCUGGCUAACAGCCAUGUGCAUCCCCAUGGGGUCCCCCUGAGAGAGCCCUUUGGGGUUCCCUUCCAUCUGGACCCGUCUUACUGGGAGCAAGCCUAUGGCGGGCACACGGGUCGCAUCUCCUACAUCCCAUUCCCUGGCUACGUGGGCGUCUAUGACUAUUCCUUUGAGCCUGCCUUCAUUCGAAAGAGGAACGAGAGGGAAAGGCAGCGGGUGCGCUGCGUGAACGAGGGCUACACACGCCUGAGAGAGCACCUGCCCAAGGAAUUUGCUGACAAGCGCCUCAGCAAAGUGGAGACCCUGAGAGCUGCAAUAAGCUACAUCAAACACCUGCAGAGCUUGCUGGACUGCCAUCCCUUAGGGUCUAACAGUAAGGAAACACUCUCUGCCAAGGAGCUCCCGGAAGCUCCCAGUCCUGGUCCCCCGCGGGAGUGCAACAGUGAUGGAGAGUCUAAAACCUCUUCAGCUUCAUCCCCCUACAGUGAAUUUGAGGAGACGGGCAGCUAG